GUUUUUGAUCUGACAGUCAAAUAUAGAAGUUAAAUGUAAGGAUUGCUGCUAUAUGAUCUGAAAUUUAUGUUUUAUGGAGAUCUAAAACAAUAAUAGAAGAACAGAAGACUCAGCUGAUUGGUCAGGAGAGAAGAUAGGGUGGAGUAUACAACGUAACGUGUGGUGGUAUAAAUAGGAUCCAGGGCCACAUUCUCCUGCAGGCGAAGGGAUGACAGACUACAGACGACAACUUGCUGUUCAUGGGAGUUUAUCUCCAAUCACACAUUGAGGAUAAUAUCCCCAUCACUCAACACCAAACUGCCAGGAUGGAGAUGUCCAGCACGACGGUCCUGCCGAUGGUUGGCCUCAGAUCAACGGCCCAGUCGGCAGGACUCGCAGAGAUCGCCGUCAGACUCUUCUUGAACCAACGUAAACAACUGUGUCCUCAUGUUUGGGUUCCCAUCCUGAAGCCUCAGCGUCCUUGCAUCCGUCCUCCAGUUUCAGAUCAGCUGCCCUCAGACAUGUUGAGCCAAGCCUAUCUGACACACCCUGUGCCAUUUUUCUUGGACGACUUGGACGACGAUGAUGUUUUGCUCCCGGUCAAGAACAAACAUGUGGUUUUCGCCGACUCGAGGGGAUUGUCUCUAACAGCCGUGCGAGAGUUCUCAGAUGAAGAGGAGCAGGCUGACCUCGACCUCCUGCCAACUCUGCAGGACUUGGGAAGCAUGACAGAGGAUGGCUACAGCUGCACCGUCAGCACCUGCUGCCCAGGAACCCGGCUCAAACUGGGCUUCCCGCAGCCCUCUGCAGAUUUCCAGGCUUUCCGUGCCAAGCUCGAAAAAAGCAUGGUUAUCCUGGAGAACUGCAGUGUCAACGAACAGGCCAUCCAAGGCACCGUCCGAGUCAGGAACCUCAGUUUCCGGAAGGAUGUGCGUGUACGCGUCACCUUUGACUCGUGGCAGAGCUACAGAGACGUGGCCUGCACGUAUCUGCAGAAACGCUUCGGGGGACCUCAGACAGACAUCUUUGAAUUUGACAUUGCCGUUCCCAAAGUACUUGAUGCCAAAAGGAAGAUUGAAUUCUGUUUGAUUUAUAUACCAGGAGGGCACGGCGAGCCUUUUUGGGACAAUAACAACGGACAGAAUUACAGCAUCGCCGUGUGCGUGAGCUCACAUCUCUGUCGCGGGAAGAAUCUAAGUGAAAGGGCGUGACUCACUGGAUCCCUGUCUUGUCACGUAUAAUAUAUCAGUCCUGGGUAAAGAUGAAGUGGGUAUUUUUUUAUUUACAUUUGCAUUUUCGUAGAUGUUUCUUAGUGACUGCUUUGUAUAAAAACAGUUAUGUCAGUUA
This is a messenger RNA of Larimichthys crocea (large yellow croaker), 1326 nucleotides long. RefSeq names its product protein phosphatase 1 regulatory subunit 3C2, duplicate b (gene ppp1r3c2b). The coding region runs from base 240 to 1190 and encodes 316 amino acids. Gene Ontology annotation, cellular component: protein phosphatase type 1 complex. Gene Ontology annotation, biological process: regulation of glycogen biosynthetic process. The record is from RefSeq and is a predicted model, not a curated record. Lineage: Eukaryota; Metazoa; Chordata; Actinopteri; Sciaenidae. Gene Ontology annotation, molecular function: protein phosphatase 1 binding; glycogen binding. The transcript has 3 exons.